Hypoxylon trugodes is the source of this 2331-nucleotide messenger RNA. RefSeq names its product GTPase. Lineage: Eukaryota; Fungi; Ascomycota; Sordariomycetes; Xylariales; Hypoxylaceae. Gene Ontology annotation, cellular component: cell cortex. The coding region runs from base 1 to 2331 and encodes 776 amino acids. Gene Ontology annotation, molecular function: GTPase activator activity; protein binding. Gene Ontology annotation, biological process: regulation of actin cytoskeleton organization; regulation of GTPase activity. The record is from RefSeq and is a predicted model, not a curated record. The transcript is spliced from 5 exons.
AUGUUACAAACACCUUCUAGGGCAUCCACGGCCUCGUCUUCUUCCUUCCAACCUAUUUCACGCCAAAACACCAUGUCUUCCUACGAGGGCUCGCGCUCAGCGCGACAGUCUAAGCGAUAUUCUAUGUCCGCUUUGUACCUGUCCAUGUCGGCGAACGAGUCAGACUUGGAGAUUGAAGAUGAUUUGGCAAAAGCGCAGAAGAUAUUGCGAGAGUUGAAGUCGAAAAUCUCCUCUCAAUCCAAGAAGAACUUCGUUCUCGAAAAGGAUGUUCGAUAUCUCGAUUCUCGAAUCGCGUUACUUAUUCAGAACCGAAUGGCUCUUGAAGAGCAAAACGAAGUCGCAAGUCAUCUUGAAGAUGCGACCGAAUUACAGGAGGGCGCAUUCCCCAACGACGACAAGACACAGAAAUAUGGAAACUUAUUGUUCCUACUACAGUCUGAACCCAGACACAUUGCGCACUUGUGUAGAUUGGUAUCUAUGGCCGAGAUUGACUCACUUCUACAGACCGUUAUGUUCACCAUAUACGGAAACCAAUACGAAAGUCGAGAAGAGCACCUCCUCUUGACUAUGUUUCAAUCCGUCUUAACUUAUCAGUUCGACACGACCCCCGAGUAUUCCUCUCUUCUCAGAGCGAACACGCCGGUAUCUCGUAUGAUGACUACCUACACUAGGCGUGGUCCUGGGCAGAGCUUCUUGCGAACGGUACUGGCUGAUAGAAUCAACAGCCUCAUCGAGUUGACGGAUCUUGACCUCGAAAUCAACCCCUUGAAGGUUUACGAGCGCAUGUGUCAACAGAUUGAGGAGGAUACUGGUAGCCUCCCGCCUACUCUCCCUCGGGGCAUCACUGGCGAGCAGGCCGCCGAGAACCCCCAAGUCCAGGCUAUUAUAGAGCCUCGUCUGACGAUGCUUACCGAGAUAGCUAAUGGCUUUCUCACGACGAUCAUUGACGGAUUAGAGGAGGCUCCUUACGGUAUUCGAUGGAUCUGCAAGCAGAUUCGAAGUCUAACCAAGCGAAAGUACCCGGAUGCGAAUGACCAAGUUAUUUGCACCUUAAUCGGCGGCUUUUUCUUCCUGCGUUUCAUCAAUCCCGCCAUUGUUACACCUAAGUCAUAUAUGCUCAUCGACGGAGUCCCCUCCGAACGACCAAGGCGAACGCUUACUCUUGUUGCUAAGAUGCUACAGAAUCUGGCCAAUAAGCCAUCGUAUGCGAAGGAACCAUAUAUGGCUAAGUUGCAACCGUUUAUUCAACAGAAUAAGGAUCGUGUCAACAAAUUCAUGUUAGAUCUCUGCGAAGUUCAAGACUUCUACGAGAGCCUAGAGAUGGAUAAUUACGUAGCUCUUUCCAAGAAAGACCUAGAGCUCUCUAUUACGCUUAACGAAAUUUACGCCAUGCACGCCUUGAUCGAAAAGCAUAGCGGAGAAUUAUGCAAGGACGAAAAUUCACACUUGUCGCAAAUCAUUGCGGAACUCGGUCACGCACCAGCCCAGGUACCUCGAAAGGAGAAUAGGGCGAUUAACCUUCCCCUAUUCAGCCGGUGGGAGACUGCUAUUGACGACUUAACGGCUGCUUUGGAUAUCACUCAAGAAGAGGUUUACUUCAUGGAAGCCAAAUCCAUCUUCGUACAGGUCAUGCGCUCUAUUCCUUCGAACAGCUCGGUCGCCCGCCGGCCGCUACGGCUCGAAAGAAUCGCCGACGCGGCUGCUACAUCAAGAAAUGAUGCGGUUAUGGUUAGAAAGGGUAUCCGCGCCAUGGAAUUGUUGAGCCAACUCCAAGAGAUGAAAGUCAUCGACAAGUCAGACUCAUUCGGUCUUCUAAGAGAUGAAGUCGAACAGGAGUUGCAGCACUUAGGUUCGUUGAAGGACGGCGUUAUUGCCGAGACCGCCAAACUCGAAGAAGUGUACAAGACGAUUAGAGAUCACAACUCGUACCUCGUCGGUCAAUUGGAAACGUACAAGAGCUACCUUCACAAUGUCCGAAGUCAGUCAGAGGGCACGAGACGAAAGCAGCAGAAGCAACAAGUUCUCGGACCUUACAAAUUCACUCAUCAGCAACUAGAGAAAGAAGGUGUCAUUCAGAAGAGCAAUGUUCCCGAUAAUCGAAGAGCUAAUAUCUACUUCAAUUUCACCAGUCCUUUGCCUGGCACUUUCGUCAUUUCACUGCAUUACAAAGGCCGCAAUCGUGGACUUUUGGAACUCGACCUCAAGCUCGACGACCUUUUAGAAAUGCAGAAGGAUAACCAAGACGAUUUGGACCUCGAAUACGUACAGUUCAACGUCACGAAGGUAUUGGCCUUGUUAAACAAGCGCUUUGCCAGGAAGAAGGGCUGGUGA